Messenger RNA from Stegostoma tigrinum, 7087 nucleotides. It is a transcript of the gene dzip1l, whose product is annotated as DAZ interacting zinc finger protein 1-like. Gene Ontology annotation, biological process: cilium assembly. Gene Ontology annotation, cellular component: ciliary basal body; cytoplasm. The coding region runs from base 355 to 2838 and encodes 827 amino acids. The record is from RefSeq and is a predicted model, not a curated record. The transcript is spliced from 18 exons. NCBI's taxonomy places the organism in Eukaryota, Metazoa, Chordata, Chondrichthyes, Orectolobiformes, Stegostomatidae.
CUUUUCCCCUCGGUCAGCGCUAGCUUCCCUCUCCCUUUCCAUAUCCUUCCUUCCCUCUCCUUCCUCCUUUCCUACUCCUUUCUUCCUCCCUUCCUUCCUCCUUUCCCUCGCCUCCUCUCCUUCCGUCCUCCCUUCCCUCCCCCUUUCCUUCCUUCCCUUUUCCUUUCCCACUUCUUCCUUCUCCCGUCCCUCUCUCUCCCUCUUUCCCAGACGCUGGAAGUUUGAGCUCUCACUGAGCCUGAGCUCAUUUCCUGUUGGUGCUGCGGAGCGGAUCGCAGGCCGUUUCUCAGCAACGCUUAUUACCCCUCGCAAUUUCGCUGGGCGAGACCGCAGAAUUGCCGGGUGGUGGAGUUCAUGAUAGCAUCGCAGGGUUUGUACCCAGGAACUGGGAUGGGGUUCGGCGCCAUGUCUUUGGGCACUUGCGGGCCAGCUGCUUUCAAAUUCCAGUCAAGGCACGAAAGCGUGGACUGGAGACGGUUUAGUGCCAUCGACGUGGACAGGGUGGCCAGGGAACUGGAUGUUGCCACCCUGCAGGAGAACAUCAUGAGCGUGACCUUUUGCAACCUGGACUCGGAGAAGUGCCAGUGGUGCCAGAAUGCUGUGGAUCCAGUCCUGCUGAAGGUGUUCAAACUGGCCCAGCUGAACACGGAGUAUCUACUGCACUCUCAGGAGCUGUUCACGAGCAGCAUCCAGGCACUGGAGGAGCAGCUGCAGAGUGUGACGGAAGAACUAGAGAAGACCAAGCAGGAGAUGGCCAAACAGGUGGAGGAGCUGAAGGCUGCGAAGGAGGAAGGCAGACGCCGGAAGAAGAUGAUCACGACCCUCCAGCUCCUUGUGCAGGCAGGAGCAAAUAACUAUCACAAGUGCCAAUUUUGUGACAAGGCAUUCCUGAACUAUUCCUUCCUCCAGGGGCAUGUUGUGCGUCGGCACCCGGAAAUCACUGAGGCUGAGAGGAAGAAGAAGCACCGGACCGAGCAGAUUGAGGAUGAGAUCAGGGAGCUCCGGGAGCAGCUGCAGGUCAGCCAGUCCCAGCUACAGCUCGAGAGGGAGGCAGAUACGCUCCGCCGCGGCCAGGAACUGGAAAAUUCUCGCAGGAGGGAGGAAGACGUAAGAAAGGAGUUUGAGAGCUGGAAGGAGGAAGAAAGAAAAAAGUUUUUCCAGGAAAUGGAGCGCCUAAGACAGGAGCUCCUGGUGGAGUUUCAGGGUAUUGCUGUGAAGAACCAGUCUAUUGAAGCGAAACUGCAGGAGAUUCAAGUGGGAACUCCAGUGCUGUCGACUGGGACGACAUACCGCACUGAGGAUCACAAGGAGGAGCUGAGAAACUGGAAGGAGAGAUUUGAGAAGCUGAGAAAUGAAUCCAAAAAGAAGGUGAAAGAACUUGAAGUCCAGCAUCUGGCUGAAAAAGAGGAGAUGAAAUCACAAAACGAGAGGCUCAGGACCACUUUGUCUGCAGACCAGAAAACAACAGCUGAACACUUCCAAAAGCAAAUCAGUUCGCUCCGUGCCAAGGUCAAAGAGCAGAAUGCAGUCAUCUUCUCUCAGGAAGAUCAGCUCAGAAAGCUAUCCUCUAAACCAGUUCAAGAUGCUCCUGACUAUGAUGUCCUCCACGUGACCCACUUAAAUCCGCUCAGACGUGAUCCGGGACUGCUCCCCUCCUCGUCAGCUUCUGAGAGUCAAGGCUUGGAAUCUGAGGAAGAUGAUGAUUUGGAGAGUUCCCUAGACCGGAAGCAACAGCUGUUGGACACCCUGAGACAGAAUCCAAAAUUCAUCAAACAGUUCCGCCCCAUUUUGGAAGAGACGCUGGAGGAGAAAUUGGAGAGCAUGGGUUUGAAAAAGGGCUCGAAGGGAAUUCCUGCCCAGACACUGAAGAGCCUGAAUGUGACUGUGGGCAAACAGCGCGAGAGCAAGGCCAAGCGUUUUGGCGAGUUUGCUAGCCUUCGGAAGCGGUUUGCAAAGGUCGUGGUGGAGAAGGUCAGAGAGAAACAGCGCGGUGAGGGUUACAGCUCCCCUCCACCCCGAUCAGUUCGGAGACACGCAGCCCAGAAAACGGCCACCAAGAUCAAGGGCCAACAUGCCGUCACGUCGAAACCAUCCCGCGUGAUCGACCCCAAGCCUCGACAGACCGAGGUCCCCAAACCAGCUGUGCAGCAUCGAUCCACCACUCCUACCCGCUCUAUUGCACCCAUUGCCAGUACUCCCCCUUUCUCCUCGGAUGAUGACAGUGACGACUCAGUGGUGGACAGUGCCUAUGCCACCAGCGUGGGGGUGAAGGAUGGGGCCCAGGCCCGUGUUGUCCAGUCGAACCCGUUGCCGAGACAGCCGACCCUGAGUGACGAUGACGACGACUGGUCAGACACCGAUAUCUCGACGGAGCUGCUGAGCCCAGCCCGGGGUGCUCCUGUGGCCCAUACCCCACCAGGCACCAAGGUGCAAAGCCUGGCGAAGAGCCUGGAGAGGCAGCUCAGCUCGCCAGCCAAGAAGCCGACCGGUGGAGUUCGACUCGUACCCACAGCACAAACUGCACCUCGCGCCCCUCCUGAAAACCGCACCGUCGUCAAGAGGUUGCAGCUGUCCGAUGAUGAUGAUGAUGAGAGUGACCUGGACAUCUCGUCGAUCGAGGAGCUCUCCGAAGAGUUUGUCGCGAAAGCAGCGACCUCAAAGCCAGCGGUGGUGCCAAGGGAAAGUGCCGAUCCGUCUGUGUCUCAGGGAACCAGUGUCUGGAGCUCAUCUGCCAGCAGAGGGGCAGGGUUGAAGGAGGCGGGCACUGUGACAACGCUGACAAGCAGCAGCUUUGCCACGGUAACAGACAUCAGCGACUCCGAGUUCAACUUCCCAUGAGCACCGGGAGUUCUGGCUUCCUUCGGGAGAGCCAUUUCAGACUGAUUUGGUCUCAACGCUGGAGAAUUCCUCUAUACCAGGAGAACAACGCUGUGGCGGCUUUUGUGUGGAGAUGCUUCUUAUGAGCCUGUCUGAUAACCUGACUUGCCUAUUUUAUUGGCACUGAUUGAAGAGAAUCCCAGACGUUUCAUUACAGGCUCUCAAACCUCCGAGUGGCCCUCUCCCACACUCCUGCCAUUCUCACAGGACAGUGCCUUCCUAUUGCCAAUUGGACGACAAACGGGCUGCCAUAACUCAGUUAGAUUCUUCCUCACCAUCAGUCAAGUAAAUCUGGCCUUUUAAAACCAUUCUGUGACUAGUAAACACAAAUGUUGAAAGGAAAUGAUAAAAUUAAAAUGCUGUUUGCAUUUUUAGAAUCCCUACUGUGUGGAUGCAGGCCAUUCAGCCCACUCUGGCCCUCCGAACAGCAUCCUGUCCAGGAUCACUGCCUCCCUCUAACCCUGCAUUUCUCAUUGCUAACCCACCUAGGCUGCACAUCCUUGCACUCUAUGGGCAAUUUAGCAUGGCCAAUUCAACUAACCUUGCAUGUCUUUGGACUGUGGGAGGAAACCAGUGCACCCAGAGGAGGCCCACACAGACAUGGGGAGAAUGUGCAAACUCCGCACAGACAGACGCCUGAAGGUAGAAUCAAACCUUUGACUCUGGGGCUGUGAGGCAGCAGUGCUAACCACUGAACCACAGCCAUCAGAUGAGCCAAAGCAACUCAUAGCCAAAGAUGUGCUUUUAAAAUGUUACUAUUGUUGCCGUGCCUUGAUCAGCUGUAUCCUGAAUAUUAGAAUUUAAUCUCUGGGGAACAGACUUUAAUUCUGGAGACCUGGCAAUCUUACUGUCUGUACCCCUCGCCCUAUACUCUGUGUCUCCAAAGGGAAGGAUACUUCUUGCUGCCUUUCUGGUAACUCCUGUCUGAUGGGGCACCGACUCGGAGGAUAGAUUGGAACCUUACCUAUAAAGUAUUUGGUUGUUGCAAAAUGCUUGGUGCUGAAUUUAAAGUGAGGUUUUCCCCUGCCUCAGUAGGACAUUAGCCAGACCACCUCCCCCCAAGAGUGAUACAUGCCCAGGGGUCGAGCCAGUCUCUUGCCAGAGCUCUAGUAUGCACAGAGGUUGUAGGAAAAUGGACAACCCCAGCAACGCCAUCCAAGAUGGCGGUGGAGUAGGAGUCCUGAGUCAGAGUUCGUCAGCUCGGUCCAUUCUUUUUCUUUUUUUUAAUUGCCCUCUGUUUUUGCAUUGGUUUUUCCUUUUUCUUUUUCCCUCCAAUCCUCGGACAGCAACGAUGACGUCCAGGGUAAAAGCCAGUCCGGAUCCCCAGCCUCGGCAUGGGCUCGAACUCAAGGCCUCGGGGCAGAUUUGAACUAUCGGCCUCAGCACGGAUUGGAUUCCUGGCCUCGAGGUGAAGCCUGGCAAUGUCUGGGGUGGAAGGACUGUUGUUCUGAACUCUUAUUUCUCUAUUUUCCUAAUUUAUUGCUGGACUUUUUAUUUACUUAAUUUUCUAAUUCCUUUUUCCCUGAGAAUUUGUAGUUAGCAAUGUGUACCUGGGUACCUCGUACCUAUGAUGGCAUUGAGGGUAAACUGUUCACUGAAUUCAUGUGAGCACACGUGACAAAAAGACUAAUUCUAAUUCUUUGUGCUUGACCUCAAAUCCACACUCCUGAGCUCCUUUCAAAUCUGAAUAAUUUCGUCCUUCUCUCGCAGGACACCUUAGCUUGCCUCUCGAAACCACUAGUCUGUCUGUCAAGACAUUCUUUGGAAUUUCAUUGUUUCACUCUCUCAAGUCUGAUAAUAAUCCUUUUCACCAUUGGUGGCUGAUCCUUUACCUACCUGUGUCCGACUUCCGGAAUUCCCUGCCUAAAUCUCUCAUUCUCUACCUUCCUUUCCUCCUUAAUGACACCUCGAACAUUUUAAAAGAAAAAAUUCCAUCUGAACAUUCCUUUUUGCUCAUAAUUUCUAAGCUCCAUGAGCCAUGAGGAUUUGAAACCUUUGCUGUGGUGAACAGAUCACCUGCUUCGGUGAUCCUUGUUUGACCCGAAUUCGGUGCCGCUCGUACUUCCGCCCAUCCUCACACCGAUUUCAGGAAUGUGGGAACAGGAGAGGGCAUUCAACCCAUUGACCUGACUGCACCAUUCAGUUCGACCUCAGCAGAUCUAUUACACUGCCUGCCAGGAUAGAAGCUGGCACAGGCCCCCCACCUCCCUGACUCUCAUUCAAUUACAUCAGUCCAAGAUUCUCAUCCCAGGUUGCUAGGAGAUCAAAGGAGGUUUUCCAUUCAGACUUUGGAUUUUUUUUCAUUUCCCUCGUUGGACAUUCCCAAGCAGUAUUCUCUACUCCUGGUCCCAGUGUGUGGGGGAUGGAGGUGUUGAAAGUAGAAGCAAGUCGCUGAUCCAGCUUUCUGUUGCACUGUGACAUAGUAGGCUUGGCGAUUCUACUUAAGCGCAUUCCAGGCGGUUUAACCUCAUGACCUUCUCUUGCCAGGCUUCUGGGGCUGGCCACAUGAACUGUGAUCCUGGCGGGACCUGACCUCCGCCUCUCAAAUGGGAAAUGAACAAACUCUUGGUUCACAUCCAGGUAUAACGCAAAAGUUUUGUUCUCGUGUGACCUCGCACUGCAGAAAAUUGCCAUUGAAGGUCGCGCGACAGGGAAAACGCUGUAGACAAUCACUAUACUUGUACAGCAGAAAGUUCACUGUAUCCAAACAGUGUCCACUAUUCGUCAAUUGCGUGACAGCCAAUUCGCAUUAACAAAACACGUGUUAUUGCGCAACUACCUGUACUGGUCGGUAGGUGAUUGCCACACGCCAAGAGCCAAUUAUCCUCAACACCAGAGAUAGUAGGAACUGCAGAUGGUGGAUAAUCUGAGAUAACAAGGUGUAGAGCUGGAUGAACACUGCUCUUAUGAUGCUGCUUUGCUUGUUGUGUUCAUCCAGCUCUACACCUUGUUAUCCUCAGCACCAGUUCAGUUCUAUCUAAUUAACUCACUUUAAAUUGAAGGACUUAAAAAAAUAUAUAGUGGCUCACUGAUUCCUCUUUCAGCUUGCUUGUCCAGGAGGUUAGUUUUUCAUUCCUCUAGACCCAUACUGAUGGACAGAUUGCUGGAGGUUUCAUGGAGACAUUAGGACCUAUUUAGCUCAUCUAGUUGAAACCAGUUCUCCGUAGAGCAAUCAGCCAAUCCCAUCCUCUGCUCUGUUCCUGCCGCCAAACCAGUAUAUGUUUGAAUCGGACUUCCUUCCCCUCACUGUAAAACCGCAAGACAUUGGAGCAGAAGUAGGCCAGCAUUCUCAAAUUCCACUUUCCUACCUUUGUUCCAUUGGCCUUGAUUCCUUUACUGAUUAAAAAUCCUUCUACCUCACCCUUGAGUAGAGUUAAUGACCCAGCCGCGACAGCCAUCUGCCCUAAAGAAUUCCAAAGUCUCAUCACCUACUGAGAGAAGAAAUUCCUCCUCACCUCCAUCUCAAAGGGACAGCCCCUUACUGAGAACAUUUCCCUCUGGCCUGAGACUCUCCCACAAUUACGACCAAGUUCCCUCAGAAUCUUACAUGUCUUACUAAGGUCGUCUCUUACCUUCCUAAAACUCAACAGAUACAGCCUCAACCUACUCAACGUCUUCCCAAAAGGCAGUCCCUCUACAUCCGAGGUCAAUGUAACAUGUCUCAUAACAACCUCUGAGACUCUACCCUGUCAAGUCCCUAACGACUCAAACCUUCCAUUCCCGACCACAUCCUGCGCAAAUCUUUUCUGAAUCCUCUCCAGCUCAAUAAUAUCCUUCUUGUAACAGGGUGACCACAACUGGAUGCAGUCCUCCAGAAGAGGCCUCACCAAUGUCCUGUAUGACCUCAACAUGAUGUCCUAACUCAUAUACUCAAAGGUCUGAGCAACGAAGUGCUAAAUGCUUUCUUAACCACCCGAUCUACCUGUGACACAAACUUUAAAGAAUUAUCUCUGACAAUCAUAUGGUUUCAGUGCCCUGCCUCGUCAGACAGCUUUGUUGUUUUGUGUGUGUUGGCAUGCACAUGUGUGGGCACACCACUGAUGGAAGAUGAAACCCCUCCAAAAACCUAUUUGUCACUCCUGUUAUUCUAGAAAUGAGCUUUUAGCUUGCAAGUUAUAUUUUAGCAACUGAAUUAUUUUUGUUAUUUCAUUUCAUGUUAAUUUUAUAUGUAAUAUGUUGCCCAGGACAUCUUUACAUCUGAUACAGUGCA